GGAAUAAUUUUGUUUAUGAACUUUCUUAGGAAUUGUGAAAAAUAACAUAAUAUGCACAAAUGUUUUACCAAUGUUUCUGCAUAAUUUUACAAUUACAUUAAACUGUAACAUUUAUGUGAAAGAUUUGCCGUUCCAAAUAUUUCAACAAACUGCAAUAAGAUUCCAAAUAAUUGAGUUUGUUAGAAGUUCAGUCUAUGCAAAAUAUCUACUGUAAACUUUGUCAGCACAAAAUUAUACAUUUCACGAAUGUAUAAUUUUGUACAAAUGCAGGAGUUCAUGCAAUCAUGUCAGAGCUUAACGCAACUCAUUUGCUAAUUUAUCAAAUUGUGUCAAUCUAAAGAAUCUGUUGCCAAAUUACUGGAAAUUAAUUUUAUCAUCUAGGAUUUUUAUUAAUUAUGUAAAAAUAAAAUUUAAAUUGAAUUGCAUGAUUUCCCAAAAAUACAGAAUGAAAAAGGGACACAGAAAAAAAAUAGAACUUGUAAAUUCAUUCUUUUAUGAAUCAGAUAUCGGGCCAUUCAAAUUUUACACAAUUUUAGUAUGAAAAAUUAAUAUUAUAUGUGUCUCUUUUUAUGUAUUGCUUAGGCUGUUGAUAAAUGUUAAUUACUAUUUUUUCACAGUACCUAUAAUAGUGAUAGCGAGAUAUUUGCAUUGUUGUAUAUAGGAAAUUAUUCAUAAGGCGCGUGUAUUAGUAUAUAUAUAUAUAUAUAUAUAUAUGUAUAUAAAUGUAAUUAUUAUUUAUAGACGAAAUUCAUAUUGAAACGACUGUCCUGUUUUUACGUUUAUAUUUUAGGUAAAACGAGAUAAAAAUAAGUCUCUCGAAAUGAAUAAACAAAUUGACAGAAACAUGUGUCGUAUAUUUUUUUUGCCAAAAAGUAUACGAUAUUUCGUUUGAUCCAAAAUACAUAAUUAUGAAUAAUAUACGAAAUAUAAGUAUAUAUAUAUAUAUUCCUUAUACAGUGAUUUUCCUAACCUGUCGAGUCUCGUGCUCAUGUGUCAAAAAGGCUGGACCCUCCUCAGAGAAAUUUGCAUAAUAAUAUAAGAAAAUAAAAUCCACCUAAUAUUUUACGAGAAUCAUAUUUCAACAUUUGACCUAGACAUGUCGAAAGGGAUAUAUUAUGGAAGCAGCAUCAGGAAGCACUUCAUGUUACAAAAAUAUGCAAAUUCUCAUUUCUCUCGGAUGAAACGUUCCAUCCAUGGAUCUUCUGCACUCUUGAAUGCAUCUGCGAUUGAUGCAAAUGCAAACAAAGAAGCUUACAUAAAGCAAGGACCGAUGAGGAAUGUCAGAGAUGGACCUUCCUUGAGGGAUUUUUUAGGAUCGUCCAUUAUCGAUAUUCCCAAGGAAGAACCUGUUCCAUACCUGCAGGAAAUUCGUGGGGAAAAUCAAAAAGUGUACUUUGAAAUUUACGGUUGCCAAAUGAAUGUGAACGACGCUGAUAUAAUAUGGUCAAUAUUGAAAGCUCAUGGCUACAAGCAUACACAAAGCAUAGAUGAUGCAGACAUUGUGUUGCUAGUCACAUGUUCUAUCAGAGACAACGCUGAGCAAAAGGUAUGGAACAAAUUGGAGAUGUUGAAUGGCCUAAGAAACAAGAGGAGAAAGUUUACACAUACACAGUCCAUGAAGAUUGGACUCUUAGGAUGCAUGGCUGAACGCUUGAAGACUAAAAUAUUGGAGAGGGGCAAGCUGGUAGAUGUGAUAGCAGGUCCUGACAGUUACAAGGAUCUACCAAGACUCCUGGCAGUAACCGACAAUGAAACGGCUGUUAAUGUUGUACUAUCAUUUGAUGAGACAUAUGCGGACGUUACACCAGUUAGACUUAAUCAGGAUUCUGUUGGAGCAUAUGUUUCUAUAAUGAGAGGUUGCGAUAACAUGUGCACCUACUGCAUUGUGCCAUUCACAAGAGGAAGAGAGAGAUCGCGACCGGUUGCGAGUAUCCUAGACGAAGUUCGACAGUUAUCGGAUCAAGGUGUAAAAGAAAUAACUCUCCUUGGACAAAAUGUGAACAGUUACAGAGAUUUAUCGCAGUCGGAAUUUGUCGUACCUGAUGCAGAGACUCAUCUCGCUAAAGGCUUCAAAACAGUCUAUAAGAAUAAAAAGGGAGGUCUACGGUUCAGCGAUCUUCUAGAUAAAGUCUCUUUGAUUAAUCCGGAAAUAAGAAUAAGAUUUACGUCGCCCCAUCCCAAGGAUUUCCCCGACGAGGUGUUGCACUUGAUAGCCGAGAGGCCAAAUAUCUGUAAGCAGAUUCACCUGCCCGCUCAAAGCGGCAAUUCCGUUGUAUUGGACAGAAUGCGAAGGGGAUACACCAGGGAGGCGUAUCUAGACCUGGUGUAUCAUAUACGUAAAAUUCUUCCAGAUGUAUACCUCUCUAGCGAUUUCAUCGCCGGUUUCUGCAGCGAGACCGAAGAAGAGUUUCAAGAUACCUUAUCGUUGAUAGACGAAGUGAAAUAUAACACUGCUUAUUUAUUCGCCUACAGCAUGCGCGAGAAAACGACGGCGCAUCGACGAUAUAAAGAUGAUGUCGAAUCGCAUGUGAAGCUGGAGCGUGUAAAUCGUAUGAAUAUGUUGUACAGAAAAGAAGUAGAAAAAUUAAACAAAGCGCAGAUAGGACAACAUCAACUUGUUCUCGUGGAAGGCCCAAGUAAGAGAUGUAAUGAAAAUCUACAAGCUAGAAACGAUGGCAACGUAAGAGUUAUAUUACAAUCUACAGUUACUCGAAUUAAUCAACAUUCAGUUACAACAAGGAAGAUACAGCCUGGUGAUUACGUUGUUGUGCGAAUCGACAAUGCCAACUCUCAAAUACAAGGGAUACCUUUGUAUUGUUCUUCUAUCAGCGAAUAUUCAUUAGAAAGAUAAUGAUUUGUUACAUAAAUAGGAAUUAUAACAUUUAGAAGUUA
This is a messenger RNA of Nylanderia fulva, 2892 nucleotides long. Its product is annotated as CDK5RAP1-like protein. Gene Ontology annotation, molecular function: tRNA-2-methylthio-N(6)-dimethylallyladenosine(37) synthase activity; 4 iron, 4 sulfur cluster binding. The record is from RefSeq and is a predicted model, not a curated record. Gene Ontology annotation, biological process: negative regulation of cyclin-dependent protein serine/threonine kinase activity; tRNA modification. Gene Ontology annotation, cellular component: cytosol; mitochondrion. Lineage: Eukaryota; Metazoa; Arthropoda; Insecta; Hymenoptera; Formicidae.